AUGGGUGCAAAUGGAAGUAGUGCGAUUCAAGUAAAUUUCAAUCAUCCAAAUUUAUUCUAUUUUGCUGGUGAACAAAUAUCAGGCAAUAUUGCAUUUCAAAAUACAGAAGAAAAAUUAAUAUUAGAUGCAAUUUUUCUUGAAUGUGUUGGUGAACUUGGAUAUACAACACUAGAACAUCGUCAUUAUCAUGAUAAAGAUGGACAUCAUAGAACAGAACAGUAUACAAAAUAUCAUCAAAUACCAUUUCUAAAUUUUCGUAUUGCUGUUGCUCAACCUCAAUAUGGUCAACGUGAAAUAAUUCUUUAUCGUGGUCAACAUUCAUGGCCAUUUGAAUUUGUUUUACCCGCAUGUUUACCUCCAUCAUUAAUUCCAUCAACAAUUUCAUAUCCUUAUGUUAAAUACUAUACACGUAUUGUUCUUGAUAAACCAUGGUACAAACCAAAUGCUAAACAAGUUUUUCCAUUAACAAUUUUUCCUCGUGUUAAUAUUCUUCAUAUAGCCGGUGGACAACAACAAAUGCCUUUUUCAAAUGAAAAUCGAAAGAAAAUUCGAUUACAAGGAUGUUUAAUGAGAGGUGGUGUUGUGCCUGGUGACAAAAUUUCUAUUCAUAUUAAUCUUCAAAAUCCUAAACGAACAGAAAUUAAAAAAAUUGAAGCAUCAUUAAUACAACAUCGACAAGUUGCUCACAGUUGUCAUGCAGAAACUAUUUUUCGAUUAGAUUUACCUGAUUUACGUGAUUUUAAUGACACAGAAUUACAACGAACUUUUGAUCUUAUUGUGCCUGCCAUAUACUUAUCGCCUACUUAUACAUAUAUGUCACAAUCAUGUAGUGUAACACUAGGAGUUUCAAUUAACUACGAAUUAAUAUUAGAUGUAAAAGUACGUGGAUUAUUUACUGAUUUCAAAAUAAGUGUGCCAGUCAUUGUUGGUACUGAACCAAUAUCAGCGGAACAACAGCUAAUGAACAAUCCGAUCCAAAUACCUAUAGCUAGUGCUCCAGUAUUCGAAUAUGAUGAGCCACCACCAAGUUAUGAUGCCGUAGUAACAAAUCAGAAAAUGUAA
This is a messenger RNA of Rotaria sordida, 1062 nucleotides long. The record is from the annotation of a GenBank genome assembly. Lineage: Eukaryota; Metazoa; Rotifera; Eurotatoria; Philodinida; Philodinidae.